AUAUCAAAAUACAUCAUACGACUGGACUUGCUUACUUAGCUUGUGGUGACGAACAGGGUCGUAAAACCCAAUGGUUUCCACCGAAUGAUGUUCUCAAUUACAGUUAUCACCCAAGAGAAACUUUCUAUGUCUAUAAUACUGAGACUGAUAAACUAACUCCUCUCACCCUCAAAAACUUUGCCGAUGAAGAAGACUUUUCGCUUCAUGGUUUUGGGAUGUAUGAAGAUCCGGCAGAAUCUGAAAUAGCUGUUGAUGGUUUAAUGUUUGCAAAUGGAAUUAAUACAAAUUGGGAUUAUUCACACAUUUUUGUUGGUGCGGUUGGUACGGGUGAACUUUUAGUAUACGAAAGAAAGCCUGAUAAUAAAUUAAAGCUGUUGGAAGCUGUUCAAGUUGAAUAUGCUAUUGAUAACGUUAGUGUGGAUCCUGUGACUGGUGAAAUUUAUCUCGCAGUCAUGGAUGUGUUUUUACAUCUAAAUGGUAUAAAAGAUGCUAAACUUGCAUUCAGUGUAUUAAAAGUUAGCAACAACACUGGAGAAAAUAAAUUUUAUGGGAUCAAAUACGAAAAAAAGAAAAUAUUUGAGGAUGAUGGUACAUUGUUUGGUGCCGUUUCUGUGGCAGCCGGUGAUAGUGUUAGGAAAGUAAUGUUACUUGGAUCUUUUCAUACACCAGGAGUUAUUAGAUGUGAAUUAAAUUGA
Molecule: messenger RNA, 695 nt
Organism: Racocetra fulgida
Lineage: Eukaryota; Fungi; Glomeromycota; Glomeromycetes; Diversisporales; Gigasporaceae
Source: the annotation of a GenBank genome assembly